Molecule: messenger RNA, 551 nt
Organism: Eruca vesicaria subsp. sativa (arugula)
Lineage: Eukaryota; Viridiplantae; Streptophyta; Magnoliopsida; Brassicales; Brassicaceae
Source: the annotation of a GenBank genome assembly
CAACACCUCUCUAUCUGAAAACUUCUUACUCAACUAGAUAUUUAUAUAUUUCGAAAAAUGUCUUCAGAGGUCUCAGCCUCUCUUAUCACUUUCUUGACAUUCAACGUCCUCUUUUUCACCGUGACCAUGGCGAACUGUCCAGAAGACACUAGCAAGCUCUUCGGGUGCGUUGAUGUUUUCAAAAACGGGAUCGACUUUAAGAUUUUAGGCCCGACUUGCUGCUCUCUCUACCAGAGUUGUCUCUGCAACCAAACUGUCAUCAACAAUCUGAUGGAAAAGGUUGGCUCUCUCAGCACUUUUGAAGCUGUUUGUCUCAAGCAUAUCUCUUUUACACGCAAGUGCGAUUGAUACAUGUUCCGAUUUGUAAUAAGUUUAAUAUAUAGUUUGAUGAUUUUCUUUCUUUAAUUAUGAUAGGUUUGAAUUCUCCUAUAUUCCAAUUGUUGAUUUUUUUUUUUUUUUUUGAACUUUAUAUAUGAGGAAUUGCAUUGUAUAUCCUACAAUAAUUAUAAAUUACACAAUACCCAUAUGAAUCUGAUGGCUGCUACAUUUUU